This is a messenger RNA of Pieris macdunnoughi, 309 nucleotides long. The record is from the annotation of a GenBank genome assembly. Lineage: Eukaryota; Metazoa; Arthropoda; Insecta; Lepidoptera; Pieridae.
AUGCAGGGCAGUGCUACUGUAGUAUCCAAAAAGUUUCCUGUGGUCCUUGGAAGAAUACUUCUACGCUGGGUCUUCACUAAGGCAGACUUGGUUUUCUUCAUUUAUCGUAUAGUUUGGUAUGCGUUCUAUGCUCGGUCAUCAAUGAACAGCAGUGUGGAUUUCUUUGAAAGCCUCAUUGAUGAAGACGGUCGGUUUUCGGAACUGAACUGUCAAGAGCCGACACAGCGAGCACCACGACGGCGACCAAACGUACAGAGAAUUCGACCCCAAAUACAAGGUUUAGUUGUCAUCUUGAAAAUUGUCACUUAA